Closterium sp. Naga37s-1 is the source of this 2563-nucleotide messenger RNA. The record is from the annotation of a GenBank genome assembly. NCBI's taxonomy places the organism in Eukaryota, Viridiplantae, Streptophyta, Zygnematophyceae, Desmidiales, Closteriaceae.
AUCCGGGCCGUGCUUUAACGGAUCAGGACAGUGGUUUAACGGAACAGGACCGUGCUUUAACGGAACGGGAGCUUGCAAUAACGGAUCUGGGAAUGGGUGGGGAGGAAGGGGAGGGUUCGGAAGAGGCGGGUUUGGUCGCGGGGUUGGGAGGGGCGGGGGAUUUGGCCGGGGUAACGGUCCCUGGUGGUGGGACGAGGAUGACGUGGAGGCAUUUAACAGCACCACGUGGCCUUGCAUGAACGGGAACGGCAGUGGUUAUGGCGCUGGCGCUGGCGCUGCUGGUGGGUUUGGCGGUGGUUUUGGUGCUGGUGCUGGUGCUGGUGCUGGUGCUGGUGCUGGUGCUGGUGCUGGUGCUGGUGCUGGUGCUGGUGCUGGGUUUGGAAAUGGCCGGGUGAGAGCAUCCCUCUCCAGCUGCUCUUCUGAUGCUCCGCUGCUGUCCGGAGGCUCAUUCUUCCUCUCCAUCUUCAAGAACGCCACUGGCCAUUUCAACCUCCAUUACACCAUAGUUAUUCGUAACAUCACUACUGCCUCCUCCGUCCCCGAUACAAUCACACUCGUUAAGAGCAGCACUGCCUGUAACAACUCCGCCCCCACGCUCUUCUCCUUCCCUGUUGCCGCCGACGAAUGGGAGCUCGCCAACUCAACGGGCGGCCCCGCCAGGUGGGGUCUGUACACCACCGUUACUGUAGCUCGGCUCUUUGACACCUUAGAGGAUGUCGAUGCUGCUACUAUCGAGGAUAUUCUGGCCAGCGUUCCCAAUGCUACAGUGCCUGGGGACUGGGGUAACGGUGUAACCGGAUGGGGCCAGGGGUAUGGUCCUGGAAAUGGUAACGGAUAUGGAAACGGUAAUGUGCGGAGGUUUGGUGUGAGUAGUGGCAGUGUGGGGAAGAGGGUAGAGCAGCGGGGGAGGGGGUUGUGGGAGGUGGCAGAUGCAUGGUUCAAGAGCCUGUUUGCGGCUAAGGGAGUGGAGGAGGGGAGGGAGGAGAGCAGGGAGGAGGGGAGUGAGGAGGGGGGUGUUAGUGGUGGUGAUGUGAGCAGCAGCAGCAGCAAGUAUGAGACGACUUCUCAAGCACACGCCCCCUUCCCAAAGAUCUCCGCCGUCCGUGUGGCUCUGGAGGUGCUGGGACCGCAGUACGAGAACAACUUCGUCGUCGAGCCGUUCGUCCAAAACUCUGCAUGCGACGCCGAAGUUGCCGCUCAGGCUGCACAGCGACUAGUAUACACGAACGUGGUCGGCGUGGUGGGUCCGGCGUGCUCCGAAGCCGUGAAGGGCGCGAACCCCGUGCUCAAGGCGGCCGGAAUUCCGUUCGUCUCGUUUGCUGCUACUGCCGACGGGUUCUCCAGCGACGUCGAGUACCCCACCUUCUUCCGCACUGUCUUCCCUGACGCGGACCAAGCGACGGCCAUCGUUUCAGUGAUCGAGCACUUCAACUUCGACCAGAUUCACCUCUUCUAUUCGGACGAGAUUUAUGGCACCUCUCUCGCAAAGGGCAUCAAGAACAUUCUGAGCGGCAAGCGCGUGGUGCAGCCGAUCAAGGUGCCGUACCCCGUCGACCCCACGGCCCUCGACCAGUACUUCGCCAACAUGAAGCCCAGCAACGCGUCCGUCUGCGUCUUCGCCACGCUGCCCAACGUCGCGGAGGCCCUGUGGGAGACGGCGUUCCGCCUGGGCCAGACAAAGUUCCCGUACUGGUACCUGGGAGCUGAUGGCGCCGUUGCGUUUGACCUUGUUGGCGAAGGCAAGGACCUUACCAACCUCACUCACGCCCUCCAGGGAGAAAUCGGCGUCGGGCCUUACAAGGGCAACUACCAUCCGCGCACGUCCCCCUUCAACCAGUUCAAGGACUUCUGGGCCACCAAGACGCACGAGGAGUACCCUGGCCUGCUCACACUCGAUGCCUCCCCCCGGUUCACUGAAGCCCGUGCCUACGUCACCAACCUGAUUGAUUCCAUUUGGGCAUUCUUUGAAGCUUUCAAGACGAUUGUUGUCGACCAAGGCAAGGAGGUGACGGCGCCACUGCUGCUGGACUGCUUCCGAGGCAUCCCCUCGCAGUGCAUCGCCUUCAAUGGCGCCUCUGGCACCGUCUCCUUCAACAGCACCACGGGCGAGAGGCAGACAGAGGUGUCUGCGCCCCAAUAUGGAUUCUACAACCUCAUUGACGUCACAUGGAAGGAGAAGAGCAAGUGGGUGCUGGGCAGCUACAAGAUCAACCCCAACCUGGACUACAUUGAGCGCCCGGGCCCUCUCCCGGCCAGCUGGAAAACGGAUCUCAUGAAGCAGAUUGCCGCCCAGCCUGCUGUCAUCCCGGCCGGCAUCGACAAGUCGCAGCCUGUUUCGGAUACUUUCGACACCCUGCCCGGCGCCAAGGAGAAGGAUUACAAUACCACCACUACCAAGGCCCCGGCACCGUCCGGUGGUGGUGGCGGGCCGAGCACGGGAGCCAUUGUUGCUCUUGUGCUGGUCAUUAUCGUAGCAGUGGGAGUGCUCGGAUAUGGUGGAUGGUACUGGUACAACCGCAACUAUCGCCACCCCGAGCACCAGACAUUCGUUCGCAUGCUUUAG